AUCCAGCCGAGAUCCGGCUUCCGGCGCCAUUUUUAUAUAAUCUCGCCCCCGCCUGAUCCGAUCGGAUCGGGCUUCCCCCUCUCCUCUCACGCCUUCGCUGCCUUUUCUACCCACGCGUCUCUCGCCAGUCGCCAUCACCAUCAUCAUCGUCAAUCACGGCGACCUCGCUCUCGCUGCCCGACUGGAACCGGUAAUCUAAUGGCUAAUGCCCUCCAUUAACCCUCUCGCUAUCCUCUAACCAGUGGUGCUUAAGCAAAAAAAAAAGGCUCUGCUACUGCUGCGGCCUCGCUCAGAUCCGCCCCGCUUCGCUCCCCACCCUUCCCCCCUGCUGGCCGUUGCUCUGCAUCUGCUGCUCUCCUCGGCCGGGAAAAAGGACGCUGCUGCUAGGCUGACAGCGGCGAGGAGGAGGAGGAGACGAGGGAGCCAUGGCUCAGAUCCUGCUCCACGGCACGCUCCACGCCACCAUCUUCGAGGCCGAGUCGCUCUCCAACCCGCACCGCGCCAGCGGCGGUGCCCCCAAGUUCAUCCGCAAGCUUGUGGAAGGGAUCGAGGAUACCGUGGGUGUCGGCAAGGGCAGCACCAAGAUAUAUGCUACCAUUGAUUUGGAGAAGGCCCGCGUCGGGCGUACACGUAUGAUCUCCAACGAGCCCAUCAAUCCUCGUUGGUACGAGUCCUUCCACAUCUACUGCGCGCACAUGGCCGCCGACGUCAUCUUCACCGUCAAGAUCGACAACCCCAUUGGGGCGUCUCUCAUCGGGAGGGCCUACUUGCCUGUCACGGACCUCCUGGACGGAGAGGAGAUCGACAAGUGGCUUGAAAUCUGUGAUGAGAACCGCGAGCCUAUUGGAGACAGCAAGAUCCAUGUGAAGCUUCAGUACUUUGAUGUUUUCAAGGACCGCAAUUGGGCGAGGGGUGUUCGGAGCACCAAGUACCCUGGUGUUCCUUACACCUUCUUCUCGCAGAGGCAGGGCUGCAAGGUUACUCUGUACCAGGACGCUCAUGUCCCCGACAAUUUCGUUCCUAAGAUCCCGCUUGCUGAUGGCAAGAACUAUGAGCCACACAGGUGCUGGGAGGAUAUCUUUGAUGCCAUAAGCAAGGCCCAGCAUUUGAUUUACAUCACUGGCUGGUCCGUGUACACCGAGAUCACCUUGGUUAGGGACACCAACAGACCGAAACCUGGUGGUGACGUUACUCUUGGGGAGUUGCUCAAGAGGAAGGCCAGUGAAGGUGUCCGGGUCAAUAUGCUAGUGUGGGAUGAUAGGACUUCAGUUGGUUUGCUUAAGAAGGAUGGCUUGAUGGCUACCCAUGAUGAGGAGACUGCAAAUUACUUCCAUGACACAGAAGUCAACUGUGUUCUGUGCCCUCGCAACCCUGAUGAUUCUGGCAGCUUUGUUCAGGAUCUGCAGAUAUCAACUAUGUUCACACACCAUCAGAAGAUAGUAGUAGUUGACCAUGAGCUGCCAAACGAGGGCUCCCAGCAAAGAAGGAUAGUCAGCUUCAUUGGUGGCAUUGACCUUUGUGAUGGAAGGUAUGAUACUCAGUACCACUCCUUGUUUAGGACACUUGACAGUGUCCAUCAUGAUGACUUCCACCAGCCAAACUUUGAGGGUGGAUCAAUCAAGAAAGGUGGUCCAAGAGAGCCAUGGCAUGAUAUCCAUUCACGGCUGGAAGGGCCUAUUGCUUGGGAUGUUCUUUACAACUUUGAGCAGAGAUGGAGGAAGCAGGGUGGCAAGGACCUCCUUGUACGUCUCAGGGAUCUUUCUGACAUCAUUAUUCCCCCUUCUCCUGUGAUGUUCCCGGAGGACAGAGAAACAUGGAAUGUUCAGCUCUUCAGAUCCAUUGAUGGUGGUGCUGCUUUUGGGUUCCCUGAGACUCCUGAGGAAGCUGCAAGAGCUGGCCUUGUGAGUGGAAAGGAUCAAAUCAUCGAUCGGAGUAUCCAGGAUGCAUACAUAAAUGCCAUCCGAAGGGCGAAGAACUUCAUCUACAUUGAGAAUCAGUACUUCCUUGGAAGUUCAUAUGGCUGGAAGGCCGAAGGCAUCAAGCCGGAAGAAAUUGGUGCUCUUCACUUGAUUCCGAAGGAGCUCUCAUUGAAGAUUGUCAGCAAGAUUGAAGCUGGGGAACGGUUUACUGUUUAUGUUGUGGUGCCAAUGUGGCCUGAGGGUGUUCCAGAAAGUGCUUCUGUUCAGGCAAUCCUUGACUGGCAAAGGAGAACAAUGGAUAUGAUGUACACUGACAUCACACAAGCUCUCCAAGCCAAGGGAAUUGAAGCAAAUCCCAAGGAAUAUCUCACUUUCUUCUGCUUAGGUAACCGCGAGGUGAAGCAGGAGGGAGAAUAUGAACCUGAGGAACACCCAGAACCUGACACUGAUUACAUCCGGGCUCAAGAGGCUAGGAGGUUUAUGAUCUAUGUUCAUACCAAAAUGAUGAUAGUGGACGAUGAGUACAUCAUCAUUGGGUCUGCCAACAUCAACCAGAGGUCCAUGGACGGUGCCAGGGACUCUGAAAUCGCCAUGGGCGCAUACCAGCCGUACCACCUGGCGACCAGGCAGCCUGCCCGUGGCCAGAUCCACGGCUUCCGGAUGUCUCUGUGGUACGAGCACCUGGGAAUGCUGGAUGAUGUCUUCCAGCGCCCUGAGAGUGUGGAGUGUGUGCAGAAGGUGAACAGGAUCGCCGAGAAGUAUUGGGAUCUAUACUCGAGCGACGACCUGGAGCAGGAUCUCCCAGGCCACCUCCUCAUGUACCCAAUCGGUGUCACUGCCGACGGCACCGUUACUGAGCUUCCGGGGAUGGAGAACUUCCCUGACACCCGUGCCCGUGUCCUCGGCAACAAGUCGGAUUACCUUCCACCCAUCCUCACCACAUAGAGUGCAGACUGCAGGUAGCGCCGUGGCUCCUCUCCUGUCUGGCCUCAACUUUGGUGUCCCUGUGUUUGUGUUCGAGACACUGAAGGUUCAGAUAGCAGUGUUGUUAUUAUAGUUUUUAUUGAGUGAUAAUAAGUGCAUUGUGCAUGAUGGGACGAUAGGAGUUAGAGUUGUUUAUUACUACUAAGUACUGGAUCCAGAUUGUGUUGUCCCCUUGUCUGGUAUAGCUCGUGUAGCUUGCUACGUUGCGGUGCUGUUUGUAAGAGGUGACUUCAGAGUUCAGGACUUAAACACGAUUGCUUGUUCAAGUGUGUGCUGCUAAAUGUCAAUGUGUUGCUACUA
Sorghum bicolor (sorghum) is the source of this 3203-nucleotide messenger RNA. RefSeq names its product phospholipase D alpha 1. The record is from RefSeq and is a predicted model, not a curated record. NCBI's taxonomy places the organism in Eukaryota, Viridiplantae, Streptophyta, Magnoliopsida, Poales, Poaceae. Gene Ontology annotation, molecular function: D-type glycerophospholipase activity; calcium ion binding. Gene Ontology annotation, biological process: phosphatidylcholine metabolic process; phospholipid catabolic process. Gene Ontology annotation, cellular component: plasma membrane. The transcript is spliced from 4 exons. The coding region runs from base 426 to 2864 and encodes 812 amino acids.